Sycon ciliatum is the source of this 2574-nucleotide messenger RNA. RefSeq lists its product as uncharacterized. The transcript is spliced from 2 exons. Bases 492 to 1646 code for a protein of 384 amino acids. NCBI's taxonomy places the organism in Eukaryota, Metazoa, Porifera, Calcarea, Leucosolenida, Sycettidae. The record is from RefSeq and is a predicted model, not a curated record.
AUCUAUGAGAAUAUAAUUAUUGAGAUUUAUCCCGGAGGCGACCAGUUCAAAAUAGUGUGUGCCUUGUCGCAUUUGCUCGAAAGGACUUUGCAAAUUUGGGAACUUCAGUGACGAUAUUUUGUCGGUUGUCUGUCCUGUUUGAAUAGUACGUAUUGCAGACCAGGAACACAUAUGUUCACUUGAUCGCUUGCUCCGGUUCACACUACCGCUUACUGGACAAGGGAAUUAGUUGCGCUCAACUCAACGUGUUGUCAAGCUCAGACUAGAGAAGAAGAAGGGGAAAGUUGCUCUACGGCCCGUCGUCAGAUUUUCCAGAUAUAUCUGGAGGGAAGGAUUUUUCUGAAUCGCCAGUCAGAAACACUUGGGCAUCCGUGUCGCACAUCGUACAAAUAGACCAGCCUUUACAGGCGAUCCAACCAUCCCAGAACGUCCAGCCGGCCCGAAUCGUUCAGCCCAGUCAGGCUGUUCAGCCCACCCUGACUGCACAGGUUAUGCAGACAAAACAGCCUCCUCAGGUGGGACAGCCUGUUUCCACCGUUCUACAACCCCAGGUUGUCCAGACAGACCAGUCGCUACAGACAAUCCAGCCAUCCCAGGACGUCCAGCCUAACCAGAUCGUUCAGCCUGCUCAGAUCUAUCAGCCUACCCAGACUGCACAGUUUAUGCAGGCAAUACAGCCUCCCCAGGUUGUCCAGCCUAGCCAGAUCGCUCAGCCUGCUCAGAUCAAUCAGCCUACCCAGACUGCACAGUUUAUGCAGGCAAUACAGCCUCCCCAGGUCCUCCAGCCUGGCCAGAUUGCUCUACAACCCCAGGUCGUCCAGCCUGAGCAGAUCGUCCAGCCUAACCAGGUCGUCGAGCUUCCCACCCGUCUUCCGCAUUACCAGCAAAUCCAGCCUGGUCAGCCAGCCCAGAUCAUUCAGCCUGCUCCGAUGGGUCACUUUCCCACUCCGGUGCCAUACCUCCAGCAAGCACAGGCUGCCCAGACUGCACAUCAUGUGCAGAUCGCCCAGUCUGCCCAGACCGUCCAGCCUGCUCAAAUGGUCCGUUUUCUCCCUCCGGCCACGUGUUCACAGCAAGUCGAGCUUGUCCAGACCGCCCGGAUUGCCCAGCCUCCACAGACAUUACAAUCUACCCAGAUUGCACAGCCUCUACAGACAUUACAGCCUACCCAGAGUGCACAGCCUACCCAGAUCGUCCCGCCAACCCAGGCCGUCCAGCCCGAUGGGGUCGCUCAUCUUGCCCGGAAUGCACAGCCUGUCCAGACUGCGCAGCCGCAGCAGAGUGUCCAGGUUACUCCUCUGAUACCAUAUUUCCGUUUCGCCCAUCCUAUCCAGAUACAUCAGCAUCAGCCACUGGUUCAGCGUCAACAACAAACCCAGCCUCGGAAUCUAGACCAGCUUCAGCAACCAGUCCAGCACCAGCAACCAUUCCAGCAUCAGCAACCAGUCCAGCACCAGCAACCAGUCCAGCAUCAGCAACCAGUCCAGCAUCAGCAACCAGUCCAGCAUCAGCAACCAGUCCAGCAUCAGCUACCAGUCCAGUAUCAGCAACUAGUCCAGCGUCCACUGCAAGGGAUCUUACCGCGGUGGUUCAAUCGUGCCGAACGGCAGGAGACCCAGCAGAUCAUAUGGAAAAAGAACACCUAGGAUCAUCUGCAAGCACCUCCAAGUACCUGCCAAAUUUGCUACAAGACAUACCCGGACAGAUUACACUUUCACGGCACAUAGGGCCUCACACACACCACUAUAUAUGACCACAUACUUGCUGGCACAUGCCCAUCCACUUCGAGGAGGAACUACCGUCGUACGACGUCUGCCUGUUCAUUUACUCUUCUACAAACUGAAUGAACUCUUAAAAUACAAAAGGAUUUCAUGUCCUGGCUGAGGAGGCUGAGGACUGAGGACGCCCAUUUGCAGGUUGCUUUUCAGUAUUGUGGAAAGGAAAGAAGCCAGGAGGAUGGUCACCUGAUGUUUCCACCGGGCACAAUUCCUGCAGCUGCAUGUUGGCAACUGGGAUGGCGGAAGAAGACGAGACACAUCAUGGUCAAUUUUUUUGCAAUUGGCCACUCAAUCACAGUUGUAUCUUUCUGAAGUUAAAUCAAUCCACAAGGGACAUGUCAUGUUCAUAUAAACUGUCAACCAUAUCGUAGCGCGUUAAAAUAUUCUCAUCGAGCAAGCCUGUUGUUGCCAAUGAUCAGCUGAGCUGCUCUCCCUUGCAUUGCUGAGGUGAUGUUCCCCUCUUGCACUUAUUUGUUGCAGUAUGUGCUUUUCUUUCUAGCUAAGGCGUUACGUUUGUCAAGCGUUCUUUGCGCGUUGUCGGUUAAUUCACCGGAAUAUGGGUGUGUGGUUAUAGGACAGUUACUUUGCAUCCAGUACAAGUUUGUCUCUUUCACAAGAUGAUGGCUGCUGCCACAAACAUUCCUGAGCAUCUCGGAUGUUGUACUAAGUUUAUGAACUGUUAUUGGCUUUUUUGGUGCUAAACACUUGCGCUUCCCAUUAAAUAUUGUGCUUAUGUAACAUUAUUCGUUCCUGUGGUAUUAGUUUUGUAACGUCUGUUGGUAAUCAUAGAUAUGGU